UUGAAAAGUAGUCCGUGCGUCAUGAAUUACACGAGCCGUCUUGCCGGUGACUUCACAUAGCUCCUGAACCAAAGGGGCUAAUAUGUCGAUGGAGGAUCCUUUUUUCGUGGUUAAAGGGGAGGUGCAGAAGGCCCUGUCCAAGGCACAGGGGCUGUUCGAGCGCUGGGAGGACCUGCUUCAGGAGGAGACCCCUGUCAGCCGCGAUGAGCUGGACUGGAGCACCAACGAACUCCGAAACUGCCUGAGGGCCAUCGACUGGGACCUGGAGGAUCUGCACGAAACCAUCAGUAUUGUGGAGGCAAACCCUGGAAAGUUCCGUUUAGGAGAACAUGAACUCCAGGAAAGGCGGGAAUUUGUGGAACGAACUCGUAAAUCCGUGCAGCUGAUGAAGGAGCAGCUCUCUAGUCCCUCAGCUGUGGCUCAAGCAGAGAAGAAAAACAAACAGGCUCUGCUGGGGGCCACGGCAAAGGAUCGGUUCUCCGGUCUGGAGCCUCACCUGGUGUCUGCAAACUCCAGAUACAUUCAGGAGCAGCAGGAACAGCAGCAGCUGAUCAUGCAGGACCAGGAUGAGCAGCUGGAACUGGUCUCAGGCAGUAUCCGUGUCCUGAAGGACAUGUCCGGCAGGAUUGGAGACGAGCUGGAUGAGCAGGCAGUUAUGCUUGGCGAGUUUCAUGAGGAAAUGGACCAGACCGGUUCCAGAAUGGACUCAGUAUUGAAGAAAAUGGAGAAGGUUUCACACAUGACCAGCAGUCGGAGACAGUGGUGCGCUAUUGGAGUUCUUGUCAUCAUACUGAUCGUGGUGCUCAUUCUGUUAUGCGCUCUUUAAACCAGACUCUUCUUCAGUUUGGCCCUCCAUCAUGCCAAAAGCUUACAGAGGAAGUCAGAAUUUCACCACAAUUCUUCCACCUCCGCUUCCUUUGUCUUUGUGAAAAAAAGAGUUCAGUUAUUUUUUUUAGUCUUUUUACCUGUCUUUUGCCCUCAUCUAACCCAUAUGUCUUCUGACUCUCAGCAUUUUACUCUCUCUUACUGCUUUUAGAUUGAACUCUUUGUCCCAUGGUCUAUUCCAGAAUUUCACUGCUGCUGAGAUGGAAGUUAACAGUUAUUGCAUUUCUUAUGUUUUAUUGUGGUACAAGUGUGGAAUGAGGAAUUUGAUAUUGCCUUAUUAUAUUUUUAUAUGUGUAAUUAUUAAGCCAUAUAGGAAUUGUGCACAUUAUAAAUGCCCCUGAAAGAUGCUGACAAUACAUGUGCUGAUGGUUCACCAAGCACAAUGAAUAAAGCAGGCUCAUAGCGCCCCCCCCAGAUCUGUAACUGGCAGUACCACCAUCAAACAACCUCUGAUGAUGUGUAAAGUAAAUCUAAAGUAAGUUAUAGCAAGAAAAUGUAAAUUAUGUUUUUAAAGCAAAGUCACACCUUGAGUGUAACAUUGGUGCAUUUUACACCAUUUGCUCUUCCUUUAUGGAUAAAUCUAGCAUUUUAUUGCAUCAUUUGGGUGAGCUUAUGGAUGAUUGCUGUGUGUACAGUAAGUACUUGGGUUUAACAUGGUUUAAUGCAUUAUUGCUGUAUAUUGAAGUACUACUGUGGAGAUGUGUGUAGAGUCAUCUGACAUAUAGACAUUUGAAGGUGUGGGUUAUGCAUUCACUGCAUGCCACAGUGAUAUUUCAUACCCAUUACUCCUAUACAUAUAUAUUCGUCAUUUUAAUAAAACAAAUUUUUUAAUGGAAUCUGCACUUUUUAAUUGCAGUCCAAAUCAGGAAGAUGCAUGUUCUGAAAAGUCAGCUAAUGACUGAGCUGAUUAGACCCCAGAGUUAGGAUGGUUUACUUGAUAUUUCUAUUCCUGAACUUGAGCUCAGAUCUAAUAUUGUGCCCUUCUGUGGGUGUGCUAAUGAACAUUUUGUACUCCAAUCCUCCGUGCCAAUGAGUUGCUUCCAGUGUGCUCUGAUCUGGCUGUAACACUACAUGCCUCUGGGUGAAUGUAUUAUGUUCAGUAUCAAUGUGUUCCUCUUUCAAGCUUCAGCUGAAUAUGACAUACUUCAGUAUUGUUUUGUCUAUUAUAAUUUUGUAAUAUGAUAUAAAUAAACCCAUAAAUAGCUGAAAGUCAGAUUCAACAGCAAGCAUAAGAUUUUAGAAAAAUGCAAGCCUUAAAAAAAAAAGCCAAUAAUCACUUUUGCUCAAAAUGUGGAACAAGGUACUAAAAAAAGAUAAUACCCCUUAUAUUUGGUACAAGUGAUGUCUUUCAAUGCUGCCUACAUAAAUGAUUGUUUCAAAAAUCGAAUGCCCUUGUCACUUAUUUUUGUAAGCAUUUGUAUUAUAAAAAAAGUUUGCCUUUAUUUUGGCAUCUGAUUAAAGUAUAUGCCUUUGA
This is a messenger RNA of Carassius auratus (goldfish), 2359 nucleotides long. RefSeq names its product syntaxin 10 (gene stx10). Gene Ontology annotation, biological process: Golgi vesicle transport. The transcript is spliced from 8 exons. The coding region runs from base 83 to 826 and encodes 247 amino acids. Lineage: Eukaryota; Metazoa; Chordata; Actinopteri; Cypriniformes; Cyprinidae. The record is from RefSeq and is a predicted model, not a curated record. Gene Ontology annotation, cellular component: membrane.